This is a messenger RNA of Linum trigynum, 462 nucleotides long. The record is from the annotation of a GenBank genome assembly. Lineage: Eukaryota; Viridiplantae; Streptophyta; Magnoliopsida; Malpighiales; Linaceae.
AUGAACUCCCUUCUCCCUACCGAUUCUCCCUCCUCCACGCGCCUCCGCGCCGCCGCGGCAGCGACUACUGCUACCAGCGCCACUCUCACUAAUGCUACUCCUGCCGUUUCGUUCUCUCACCGCCAGCUGCCUUGCCUCUUUCUCUCUCGCCCCGCAGGGAGACUCCUUCGCGUUUCUUAUCGUCGGGCGUUGUCGUCCUCUGCCGUUGCCGCGAGCGGGACCUUGAUGGCCUCCGUGAUACCGCCUAAAAAUGGUGUGUAUACAGUUGGUGAUUUUAUGACAAAGAAAGACGAGUUGCGGGUGGUCAAACCGACGACAACUGUGGAUGAAGCACUGGAUACCCUUGUGGAACACAGAAUUACUGGCUUCCCUGUGAUAGAUGAUGAUUGGAAGUUGGUGGGUCUGGUGUCGGAUUAUGACUUACUAGCACUCGACACCAUAUCAGGCAAGUUGAAUAUCUGA